Messenger RNA from Melanaphis sacchari, 1927 nucleotides. RefSeq lists its product as uncharacterized. The record is from RefSeq and is a predicted model, not a curated record. Gene Ontology annotation, molecular function: chitin binding. Gene Ontology annotation, cellular component: extracellular region. Lineage: Eukaryota; Metazoa; Arthropoda; Insecta; Hemiptera; Aphididae. Bases 264 to 1685 code for a protein of 473 amino acids. The transcript has 3 exons.
UAUUUUUUAUUAUGGGUGAUUUAUCGGACAUUAAGCUAAUUUAGCAAAUUCUAAACCUACAAUAUUAUAUUGUAUUCUAAAGUUAAUACUUAAUAAUACGGGUAAUUACAUAACUGUGUGUAUACAUUUCUAUUGGCUGUUUUUUAUUUUCGAAUUUGCCAUUUCCCAUCCACUAUAGCCGUAGCCUAUACUGUAACGAAGCUUCGAGGAGGAGACCUCUGCGCAGCUCUUGGACAGUGGUUAUUCCGAUUGAAUAUAGCGACAUGUACAACAGUGUUGUGUGCACGAUGGACACGCUUAGUAGUAUCGCGUUUUACAGUAUACUGUUAUUGAGUUAUAACGCAGUGCACAGUAUUGACACAGACUCAAUAAAUCAAAAUUUGUUGAAUAAGAGCCAAAAUGCAAAUGAAACAUCAUUGUCAACUGCCGAACGUUUCCGACGCCUAAUACCUUACGUGACGUACUACGCGGUCGGUAAUAACGACCAAAACGACGUGCCAUAUCAAUAUCAAAACUCUAAUUCAAAUUUAAACACACCCAGACCUUUGCAAAAAAAUAACUUUUAUUUUCAAAAUGAAAGAAAACCGCAACAAACACAACAACAGCUCGGCACCCAGCACCAGUAUAAUCAAGUAUCAAAUCAACAGGUCCAUCAACAACAUAUUACGUCAGCAGGAUAUCUGAGAUUUCCUAGCUCUCCAAAAACUAAAAGGCCUAUUGUUAUAGCAACAACGACUGAAAUGCCAUACAUCAUCCACCAGACAGAAACCUCAUAUAAUUAUUAUUAUGAUUAUAGUCAAACGAGCCCUAAACCAAUUGUUAUGAAACAUGGCAAUUAUCCUGAAUUUUUACCGACAAUACCACCAGUUUCAAAUUCGUUUUUAGAACAAGAACCUCUGCAGUUUACGACAAAAGCAAAAAAACAAAGAAGGCCCAAGCCGAAAAGACCAACAACACCCGUUACUACAACCACGACAACAGACAAAUACGGUGCACUCAACGAAUUGUUAAACGGUUAUGAUUUAGGAAAUCGUCUUUCAAAUAAAAUCACGGCCGAGAACAUCGGUUCCAAUAUACAGACUCUGUCAGCUGUUUUACAAUUAUUGCAAAACGAGGCUGACGAACAACAGGCGCGACCACUGCAACCGAAAAAACCUAAGCCAGAGUCACAUCCAGAUUCAAUCGACGAAUAUGAUACUGGUGACGUAGGAAAUCCAGGAAGACCGGGCGUGGAUUAUCCGACGCUCUCAGUUAUACCCAAGACUAGCUUCGAUUGUAAAACGCAAAGAUACAAAGGGUUCUUCGGAGAUCCUGAAACGCUGUGCCAAGUAUGGCAUUACUGUGACUUAAACGGUGGUCAAGCAUCAUUUUUAUGCCCAAAUGGAACUAUAUUCAAUCAAGUUUCACUGACAUGUGAUUGGUGGUUUAAUGUAAAAUGUGAUACUACUGCUCAACUCUAUGUACUCAAUGAACGUUUGUACAAAUAUAUAAUACCAUCUAAACCAAGUUUUCCAGAAGAUUAUGAAGGACCAUUGGUAGAUAGAUAUUUAGAAGACAAAUUUAAGGAAACUGAAAAAAAGAAAGGUCAACAAAAAUCUCCAAUAUCACCAGCAAUAAAUUUCACUACUGUUGAACCAGAAGUGGUUAGAACACCAUAUCAACAAUUACUUGAUGUAGAUGUAUAAAUUUCAGAAGGAACUACUAUGGUCUAUAAACAUAAUUUGUUAGAAAAAUGUAUAACAAAUAAUAGAAAUAGAAUUAAUAAUAGGAAGGUGUAAAUAGAAUAAUAAUUUCUUUAAACAAAAUAUAAAACUGACUUGGUUUUUAGAACUAGUGGGCCUAACAAAGUGCCAUUUUUAAUGUAAUGCCACCACUAUAUUUUAAGGGAUAUUUUAUUUAUUAAUAAACAGUAUGAUAUUAAGUUUUA